Molecule: messenger RNA, 3012 nt
Organism: Maylandia zebra (zebra mbuna)
Lineage: Eukaryota; Metazoa; Chordata; Actinopteri; Cichliformes; Cichlidae
Gene: prpf39
Product: PRP39 pre-mRNA processing factor 39 homolog (yeast)
Biological process (GO): RNA processing; mRNA 5'-splice site recognition
Cellular component (GO): U2-type prespliceosome; commitment complex; U1 snRNP
Molecular function (GO): pre-mRNA 5'-splice site binding; protein binding
Source: RefSeq, a predicted model, not a curated record
CUGUCCCUCUCAUCUUCCUCCAACUUAAGAAUGGUAUGCGAAACGCGGCCGGUCGCAAUAGUGUAGAUAAAGUGAAUUCAAAAGCUGCACUCAAGUCCACGGGGACCUGAAAAUCUCAGAGGGUACAUUUCCUGGAAUGCUGGAUACUGAGUCCCCUGCCAUGGAGAGCAAUGGGGAUGCCUUUCUUCCAGACCUUCCUGUCGUAGGCCAAGCGACUGACUGGUCAGUAGACCAGGUUGCUCCAGAGCCUCUCUCCAAUGUCUUGCCUGAGGAUUCAGAUGUGUCUCAGGAUGCCAUGGGACAAGAGCAACAACCGGGUCAGCAAAUGAAUUCCACAGAUCUGGGAUCUGUGGAGAAGGCUGUGGAACAAUUUCAACUUGCCAAUGCUCAGCUCUUCCAAGAACACCCACCUCCACCACCGCCACCUCCUCCCCCUCCACAGCCCACAGAAGAUGCACAGCAAGCAACAGAACCUGUAGGGUCUGAGCCUUGCAGCCAGGACAUGAAUAUUGAGUCUGAAUCCAUUGGACAGACUGACAGUCAAGAUGGGACAGAGGCUACACAGGUGGCAGAGGAUGGCAUGGAGCUAGAAGACCCAUCCAAAGAAACAACAGAAGAAGCAGCUGUUCCUACAGAUCCUGAACUGCCCUCAGAGUUUGAAAAGCUUUUUAAGGGAGUUGAGGAAAACCCAGAAGAUUUCAAUGCGUGGGUCUAUCUGCUGCAGUAUGUAGAACAAGAGAAUGUCCUUACAGCAGUGAGGAAGGCAUUUGAUGUGUUUUUCCUACGUUACCCCUACUGCUAUGGCUACUGGAAGAAGUAUGCAGAUAUUGAGAAAAAGCAUGGCAAUGUACAAGUUGCAGAAGAAGUGUACAGAAGAGGUUUGCAGGUCAUCCCUCUCAGUGUCGACCUGUGGAUCCACUAUUUGACCUUCAUCAAAGAGAAUUCUGAUCCUAAUGACCCAGAGACUGAGGGGCGCAUUCGAGCCUCCUAUGAGCAUGCAGUGCUUGCAGCAGGCACUGACUUUCGCUCAGACCGUUUGUGGGAAUCCUUCAUAAACUGGGAGACAGAGCAGCAGAAGUUGGGUAACGUCACCGCCAUCUAUGACCGCAUCUUGGGCAUUCCAACCCAGCUGUAUUCCCAGCACUUCCAGAGGUUCAAAGACCAUGUGCAGACUAAUCACCCCAGGCACUUCUUGUCAGAAGAGGAGUUUGUCCAGCUAAGGCUCGAGCUCUCUAAAGCCAGCCUGUCGGGAAUGGUUGGUGACAGUGGAGAGUCACAAGUUGCUCAGGAGGAGCUUCCACCUGGUACAGAGGAUCUUGCGGAUCCUGCUAAGAGAGUGACGGAGAUUGAGAACAUGCGCCACAAGGUGAUUGAGGUGCGGCAGGAAGUUUUCAACCACAAUGAACACGAAGUCAGCAAGCGCUGGGCCUUUGAAGAAGGGAUUAAGAGACCGUACUUCCACGUCAAAGCCUUGGAGAAGACUCAACUGAACAACUGGAAGGAGUACUUGGAGUUCGAAAUUGAGAAUGGGACUCCGGAGCGUGUGGUGGUUCUCUUCGAAAGAUGCCUCAUCGCCUGCGCUCUCUAUGAGGAGUUUUGGAUCAAGUAUGCAAAAUAUCUAGAGGGAUACAGCACUGAGGGUGUGAGACAUGUCUACAAGAAGGCGUGUACCGUCCAUCUGCCCAAGAAACCAGCCAUCCACCUGCUGUGGGCAGCCUUUGAGGAGCAGCAGGGCAGCAUAGAGGAGGCUCAGAGCAUCCUGAAGUCCCUGGAGGCAUCGAUCCCAGGUCUCGCCAUGGUGCGCCUUCGGAGGGUCAGCCUGGAGCGUCGCCACGGAAACUUGGAGGAAGCUGAGGCGCUGUUGAGGGAGGCGAUGGAGUCUGCGAAGAAUGCUACUGAGACAUCGUUCUAUGCUGUGAAGCUGGCCAGGCAGCUGAUGAAGGUGCAGAGGAGUCUGGGCAAGGCGAGGAAGGUGCUUCUGGAUGCUAUUGAAAAAGACCAGACUAGUCCAAAACUGUAUCUAAACCUGCUUGAGCUGGAAUACAAUCGAGAUGUGACCCAGAAUGAGGCAGAGAUCUUGGCUUGUUUUGACCGAGCCCUGAAUAGCCCAAUGCCUCUUGAAUCACGACUCCUCUUUGCCCAGCGCAAAGUCGAGUUUCUUGAAGACUUUGGCAGCGAUAUUAAUGCCCUUGUUGCUGCCUAUGAAGAACAACAGAAACUACAAAAAGAAAAUGAAUCGACAAAGAGGAAGGCCGAGAACGGGUAUGACAGCUCUCAGGAACCUGAUGCUAAGAGGCAGCGUGUGGAUGACGGCUCUGGUGCUGUAGCAAACAUGACUGACAUGCAGGCAAAUGCCUCUGCCUACAACUAUAACUGGUACCAGCAACAGUACGGUGGUUGGGGACAAAACUCCUGGGGGCAAUACAACCAGUAUGCCCAGUAUAACCAGUACUACCCCCCUCCUUCUACAUGAUGGACAACAUAGUGGCCUGACCAUCCAUUUGACCUUCUUACAUCUUGGGACGGGGCUUCUUACCAAGACGUCAUGGAGAUUUCAAAAAGCUUUGUUCUUUUGUUUUAUUUCUUCCCCUUUUCUCUGGUUCACAGUGUGCUAAUCAACUUUACCACAUAUUGUAGCUCUUGAUAGAAGUAUAUUUGGCCCUCUUUAGCAGUUAUCAGUUCUUUAAUUGCUACAGUCAUUCUCUCCAGCACUGGCUUCUUUUUGGGGUUCUUGAAUGCAUGUUAUUUGUUAAGGCAGAUUUAUUUUUUCCCUGUGUGACAAAGGCUUUUUCUUUUUGAAAUUUCUAGGCCAGAUGACUUAGUUUGCUCUCUGUCUUUGUGUUAAAGAACUUGUAAGGGGAAGCUUUCAUUAAUGUAUCUGUCAUCAUUCUUCCCCCCCCCAAUCACAAAGAUUUGUAAUAACUCAUGGUUAUGUUUCCCUAAAGAGCAACAAAGAGUUCCUUGUUUUUUAUUUUGACUUGAUUUCAUAAUAAAGAGAUUGAUAUCCUUAAA